Brachypodium distachyon (stiff brome) is the source of this 1369-nucleotide messenger RNA. RefSeq lists its product as uncharacterized. The record is from RefSeq and is a predicted model, not a curated record. The transcript has 7 exons. Bases 221 to 1135 code for a protein of 304 amino acids. NCBI's taxonomy places the organism in Eukaryota, Viridiplantae, Streptophyta, Magnoliopsida, Poales, Poaceae.
ACACAUUCACACGGCCCGUCCGAAUUCUUCCAAAAGCUAAUACUCCGUAGAUUCUUCGGGUCGGCCCACCAGGCACCACCGCACCAGCACCUCCCGCGAUUAAGCCCAGCUCGUCGACGGCCAGCCACCGUUGCUGACGACGACGGACACAGUUCCGAGCCUCCGAGGUAGUGGUCCGCGACCAAACCGCUCCCCAUCCUGCCGCCGGCGGCCGACCCGGAUGGCGAGCCCGAGGGAGCGAAGGCUCCCGCCCUCACCGGCGUUCCGGAUGGAGAACCCCUUCAGCCUGAAGGUUCUCCAGGUCUUCACUGGCGCCGGCGUCGGCUGCGGCGUUGGAGUCGGCGUCGGCCGCCCCAUCUACCUAGGUAUGAUACCGGGCCUUCAGCAAGUUAUGAGUGCCACAAGAGGUGCAACCGAUUCUUUUUCUGGUGUCACGAGACAUAUUAAUUCUGCUCUAAGGAAGGUGGGGUUAAAGAACAUUGAAGCAGGUAUUGGUUGUGGAGUUGGUAUAGGACAUGGUUUUGGAAUAGGAAUUGCCUUGAAACCACGAGUUAUUCAUGAUAUUCAAUCUUCAGUCACAGAAGUUAUGUCCAAGUUGACUUCAAAGCUGAAGGAUUCCCCUGGGGUGUCAGCUACAUCAAAUCUUACAGCUGGUUCUUUGCCUACCAAUGGACAAACUCCCAAUGGUAUGCCCAUGGAUCUAGAAGUAGAGGCUAAGACAGUGGAAAGUAAUUUCCACCAUACUUCAAGCAAUGAAAUAUCGCAAGUACAACCUACUCAUGGCUUGCAUGGCCAGCAUGGGAUGCAGCCUGAGACAAUAACAGGAAGUCGAACUGAAAAGGUCAUUGCCAAUUUUCUACAGAGUCCCCUGUUCCAGAACAAUACAAAAACGGACAUCAGGGAUGCUGCGGUAAAUUUGCAUGGGAUGGAUAACGUCCUUCAGUUGAUACUGAAGCACCAGAGAGUUAUUGACGAACUCCGGGAUGAGAAUGAAAAGCUACGUCAAGUGCUCAUAGAGGAACUUAAGGUUUCACCAACUAAAUUACAACUGGGUCGAGAAAAUGGAGUUAAGGCAUAUUAUCCAUGCUCGGAGUGUUUUGACUGCCGACGACGAAGUCGGAAAUCGAACAGAUAGUAGUGCAUUGCCUCCAGUUACUUGUAGCAAAGUUUUUCUAUUUAUCCACUAGCUGAAGAUUUCUAGAGCAUUAGUAGUAACUGGCAGGCAAACACUUUUUGUUCAGGCAUAAUUUUGCCAUCCAUCUGGUGUACAUUUAUCUGUUGGUCCUUUGACUGGUAUUGUUUUGAUUGGAUUGGACCUAAAUUAAUGGUGAAAUUUCAUAAACUUGAAGAAAGUUUACUCAUAUGGAAA